GUGCUGCUGCUGCAUGGUCGUCCCGUGCUGCGCGAGCGCGGGGCAUGACCCCCGCACACGCACCCCCUCGUUGCUAUGCGUAAGACUUCACACGAUGGUGGAGACUCCACGUCUAUAACAAGUGUAACAGAAAAUGAGGUAAAGAAACCAGUGGUGGGCAUAAUGAAGAAAAGAAAUUCUAUAAAACGAAAGGUGCAAAAUUUCAGUCACGAAUCAGAUGAUGCUAUUAUUGAACCGCUAUUACAAAAAGAAAAAACGGAGAUUCCGAACCAAAGUGCCAAAUAUCUUUUGUCUAAAACUAAGACUGACUCUAUGGGUGAAAAAGAAAUCGAUAAAGUAAAACUAUUAUAUGAUAAUAAUCAUGAAAAACCUUCUCUAUCGUGUGCUCCUAGCGCAUUCGAAGGUAAAUCUCUAAUCAAUAACACAAAAGAAAAUCAUACAGAUAUAUCCUUUUCUAUUUCACCCACCACUAUAUAUAAUCAUAUGAACACAAAUAUUUUUGGUAGUUCUGAUGCAGCAAAGAAUAUAGCUUCACCAAAAACCCAAAUUCUUGUUGAAAUCGAUGGGAGUAAACAAAUAGGUUACAAUCCGAGCUCAUUAAUUUUUACAACAGCUAAAAUUCAUGCGGAUGGUCAAACAAAACAUAUGGAACCGGUACAAGUAACGCCAGUACCGAUUCUUUCAACGAUUGAAGGUAAUGUUGUAAAAUCUGCAAGUAUAAUUGAUAAUGAAAAUAAAAUUUUACCUGUAUCCGCUGCUAAAAUGACUACGGCCCUAAAUUCAAUUUUUGCCCAGAGCGCAAAUGAUCCUAAAGGUCUUAAUGAUCAAAAGCCAAACACAAGUGACUUUAUUUAUAAUAAUACAACAUGUUCAGAGCAAUUAAAUAAAUUGACAAAUAAAAAAUUAAAUGAAAAUAAAACUAUACAAAAUGUCUCCUCAGAUUGUGAUUUUAUUAAAUCUACAAUUGAAGAAGUUACUACAAUGCCAAUUAAAAUAAACAAAUCUGAGACCAGUACACCUUCUCAAAAAACUCCUAUAAGUAACUCAAAAUUAAGUGACAUAGAAAAAGAAAUUGGUACAUGUAGCACAGUCACAAAACAAGAUUCUUCUGUGAAUGUACAAAGUACCAUAGACGUGAAUAAAAAUAUUGAAUAUGGAAAUAUUCCUGACAAAAAAGUUCUUCCCGAUGUUUGUAAGGCAAAACAAUUACAACGUCAGAAUAAUGCUACAGUAGAAGAUGCAUGUGAUAAAAAUACGUUUUAUAAUAAUGAUACAAAAGAAAAAUCAUACAAAUCAUCCUCAGGUUUCAUUACUAAGUGUACUGUAUCUGAAACAGCAAAUGAGACAACAAAAAAUGUAGUAAAAAAUGAAAUAUGUUCUAAGCCAGCACCAGAAUCAUUAACUUCUUCAAUUACAUCAGCGAAGUGUUCCAAUGUAACACCAACAAUAAAAGAAACUACGACAACGAGUCUUCAAACGAUGGUAUCUAAUGGAGUAGUUGUUACUUCAGCAGAUAAGACAAUAACAUCGUGUACGUCCACCUCAACAAUUAUAACACCACUAUCGGAAACUAAGUGUUCUGCAUCGUCAAUUUCGAUGACUAAUAAAUCUAGAAUAUUUGAUCAGACUACUUCACAAGUGCAAUCUAUAGUUACUAGUACAACAACAACAUUGAUACCAGAUUUAUCAACUGAUAAAUCAAUUGGAAAACCUUUGACAACCGUCAUUAAUAAAUCAGCAAUAACUAAAACUACAUCUACAGAUUUAUCAUUUGGCGUAAAGUCACCAGCAACAUCGUCAACACAUCACAACAUAGUUUCGAUAACUGCGGAGGACAAAGUUUUAUCUAAUAAACCUGUUUUGACAAUGGCGUCGUCUAUGGUUAAACCUGCCUCAACACACAAACCUGCCUCAAGUAUAGAAUUGUCAACGGUUAAGCCUAAUAUAGUUACAAUAGCACCAAAUAAGUCUAUAACGACAACAGCUACAGUUGCUCAAGCUAUACCAACGAAAUCAUUGGUAAACAAAUCUUUAACCACAGUAAAUUCAUCAACUACUAAAUUAACAUCAGUUCAUACGCCAAUUAAUGUUACGACAUCAUUAUCUUCAGUACCAUCAAAAUUAAAACUAACAUCAACGUCCCUAUCGUCAGUGAAUAAACCUGUGACAUCUGUUUUAUCAAAUAAUAAACCUACAGUAACAACUUCGACAACGACAAGUGCAUCGCACCAAGAUAAACCUUCAACAGUUAAAACUGUACUUCAAAAACCCAUAGUUUCAUCAGGAAAUAAAACUUCAACAGUUAAUCCUACGGUGACUCAUGUUACAUCUUCAAAUAUAACUUUUACUGCAGUCAAAACUACGUCAUCGUUAGCGAUGACUUCCACUGCUCCAAUUGUGCCAACAACAGUCUCAAAUAUAUCAAUAUCUCCAAAUUCAGCGUCUACCGCAUUAAAGUCAACUAAAAUGACAAAAUCUAAGACGGACAAUACAACCAGAUCUGCCAAAUGCUCUGAAAAAUCGCAAGAGAAGACGAACUCUACAACCAAUACUUUGUCGACGUCUAAAAAGAGUUCAACAACUGCUGUGAGUGAAGAACCGACAAAUGUACUAUCUGCCACAAAAACUACACAUUCAAGAAAACCUUUAGUUACGACUGAUAAUUCAGCAGUUACGAGUAAACAGUCGUCAGUAAAACCCACCACAACUAAUAUUAGCAUUUCCACGGGUAAUUCUGUUAAUACUUCACAAAGUGCAAAUGAAAAGCCUGUUACAUCUACAUCAUAUAAACAAAAUGAAAAAUCUAAUGAACAUAAAAAUUUUAAUGCUUAACAUUUAUCAUACAAUAGAUGAUUCCGCCGCUCAAUCCAAGGUGAUAAUUACGAGUAUCUUUGUUAUUAUAAAAAAAAUAUACCUACAUAUAAAAACAUAUUAUAUUGUCAUUCCUCUAUGUAACAUUUGUACAACACAGUAAGUGUUGCAAAAGUAGAAUAGAUAGUUAGGUACAUGUUAAUAAAACACUUCGAGUUUAGAAAUUAAUAAAGUCUUUGUCAGUUGAAAGAAAUAAUUAAAAUAGUUGAAUAGUUUGUACAUACAAGUAUAAAAGUAAUAAAGAAGUGUAGUCUGCGAAUUAGAUAUUAUUACGUACAUCUGGGACUGUUGGAUCUCACACAUUAAAAUUUUGAAAAAAACACAUGUGAAGGGCUAAGGGGUAAUAACAACUUAAAUAAUUUGGUUCAGGGUAGACUAUAUAAAAAUAUUUGCAAUAUGAUAAUUCUGCUCAUAAAAUGAAAGGAAUUGACAAUGAAAAAGAACUUUAUAUUAUAAUUUUAAGAGAAAGAAAAAUUAUGUAUUCAUUUUCUAAUAUAAUAAUUAUCAAGUCAAGUCAUUUAAUAUUUUUAUUUACAAUCACAACAAGAUUGAGAUUGUAAUGCAAUUACAAUUAUGUAAAUAUAUCCAAAGCUUCGAUUUGAUAGUAGGUUAGUGGUGCUACGAAAGACAACAAUAUUUUUCAUAGACAAUAUUAUAAUAUUUUCGAGACCAUUUAGAGAUGAUUUCAUUCAUCUCGCACAUCGUCAAUUUAUACAAUUAUUUAAUGAAAGAAAAUGACAAACAUAUUUAACGUUUCUACUUUAUAUUUAUCUCAUGAACAAAGAGAGAA
Molecule: messenger RNA, 3661 nt
Organism: Achroia grisella
Lineage: Eukaryota; Metazoa; Arthropoda; Insecta; Lepidoptera; Pyralidae
Gene: GlyT
Product: sodium- and chloride-dependent glycine transporter 1-like
Exons: 2
Coding region: 76-2832 (918 amino acids)
Biological process (GO): sodium ion transmembrane transport
Cellular component (GO): membrane
Source: RefSeq, a predicted model, not a curated record